Molecule: messenger RNA, 10120 nt
Organism: Vicugna pacos (alpaca)
Lineage: Eukaryota; Metazoa; Chordata; Mammalia; Artiodactyla; Camelidae
Source: RefSeq, a predicted model, not a curated record
AUGCCGAGCCAAUCAGAGGCUUCCCUGGGGAUCGGGGGCUGUAAUGUGGCUUUAGAUAAUCUCCAGAUUAAAGAAAAUGCUCUGAGUGAAUUGGAUGUUCCUUUUAAAGUCAAGGCUGGCCAAAUUGAUAAAUUAACUUUGAAGAUCCCUUGGAAGAACCUUUAUGGAGAAGCUGUUGUUGCAACCCUAGAGGGACUGUACCUGCUUGUUGUUCCUGGAGCAAGUAUUAAAUAUGAUGCUGAGAAGGAAGAAAAAUCCUUGCAAGAUAUUAAACAGAAAGAGCUAUCCCGAAUUGAAGAAGCCCUUCAAAAAGCAGCAGAGAAAGGCACACAUUCAGGAGAGUUCAUCUAUGGCUUGGAAACCUUUGUUUAUAAGGACAUCAAGCCUGGACGUAAACGUAAAAAGCACAAAAAACAUUUUAAGAAACCUUUUAAAGGUCUUGAUCGCUCAAAAGACAAACCAAAAGAGGCCAAAAAGGAUACAUUUUUGGAAAAAUUGGCGACUCAAGUAAUUAAAAAUGUUCAAGUAAAAAUCACAGACAUUCACAUUAAAUAUGAAGAUGAUGUCACGGAUCCAAAGCGGCCUCUUUCAUUUGGUGUCACUCUGGGAGAACUUAGUCUAUUGACUGCAAAUGAACACUGGACUCCGUGCAUAUUAAAUGAAGCAGAAAAAAUUAUAUACAAGCUUAUACGACUUGAUAGUCUCAGUGCCUACUGGAAUGUUAACUGCAGAAUGUCUUACCAGGGAUCAAGGGAACAGAUCUUGGAUCAGCUGAAAAGUGAAAUUCUUAAGAGUAGCAGUAUACCCCCAUCCCAUCAAUACAUUUUCCAGCCAAUAUCAGCCUCUGCAAAACUCUACAUGAAUCCUUACGCAGAAACAGAGCUCAGAACACCUAAACUCGAUUGGAACAUAGAAGUACAAAAUAUCGCCAUUGAACUGACCAAACCUCAGUACUUAAGUAUGAUUGACCUGUUGGAGUCAGUGGAUUAUAUGGUUAGAAAUGCUCCUUACAGAAAAUAUAAGCCUUACUUACCACUUCAUACCAAUAGUCGAAAAUGGUGGAAAUAUGCAAUUGAUUCUGUUCUUGAAGUUCAUAUAAGACGAUAUACACAAAUGUGGUCAUGGAGUAACAUAAAAAAGCACAGGCAAUUGCUCAAGAGUUACAAAAAUGCCUACAAAAAUAAGCUAACCCAAUCUAAAGUCCCAGAAGAAAUACAGAAACAAAUUCAGGAUUUGGAGAAGUCUCUGGAUGUUUUUAACAUAAUUUUAGCAAGGCAACAAGCACAAGUUGAGGUGAUUCGAUCUGGACAAAAAUUAAGGAAAAAGUCUACUGACACAGGCGAGAAACGUGGAGGCUGGUUCAGUGGAUUUUGGGGUAAGAAGGAAUCUAAGAAAAAAGAUGAAGAACCUUUGAUUCCUGAAACUAUUGAUGAUCUUAUGACUCCAGAGGAAAAAGAUAAGCUCUUCACGGCCAUCGGUUAUAGCGAGAGCACCCAUAACCUAACUUUACCCAAGCAGUAUGUUGCCUAUAUAGUGGCACUGAAGUUAGUAAGCACCUCUAUUACAAUAAGAGAAAACAAAAAUAUUCCAGAAAUACUAAAAAUCCAGAUAAUUGGCCUGGGCACACAAGUAUCUCAGCGACCAGGAGCACAGGCACUUAAGGUGGAAGCAAAAUUAGAACACUGGUAUAUAACAGGUCUGAGACAGCAGGACAUUGUACCAUCGCUCGUGGCUUCAAUUGGUGAUACUGCAUCAUCCUUGCUGAAAAUUGAUUUUGAAACCAAUCCAGAGAAUAGUGCUGCUGACCAGACCCUGGUUGUUCAGUCUCAGCCUGUGGAGGUCAUCUACGAUGCGAAAACCAUCAAUGCGGUGGUUGAGUUCUUUCAGUCAAAUAAGGGAUUAGAUCUUGAGCAGAUAACAUCAGCUACACUGAUGAAGCUGGAAGAAAUUAAAGAGAAGACAGCCACAGGACUUACACAUAUAAUAGAAACUCGAAAAGUCCUUGAUUUAAGGAUAAAUCUGAAGCCUUCUUAUCUAAUAGUUCCACAGACAGGUUUCCACCAUGAAAAGUCAGAUCUUCUCAUUUUAGAUUUUGGUACAUUUCGGCUUAACAGUAAAGAUCAAGGUUCACAGAAGACUAAUAAUUCAUCUCUGGAAGAAAUAAUGGAUAAGGCAUAUGACAAGUUUGAUGUUGAAAUAAAAAGUGUGCAACUACUCUUUGCAAGAGCAGGGGAAGACUGGAAAAAGUGUCGAUUUCAGCAUCCAUCAACUAUGCAUAUAUUGCAGCCCAUGGAUAUACAUGUUGAGCUGGCCAAGGCAAUGGUGGAAAAGGACAUUAGAAUGGCCAAAUUUAAAGUAUCAGGAGGGCUUCCUCUGAUGCACGUGAGGAUUUCUGACCAGAAGAUGAAAGAUGUGCUGUGUUUGAUUAAUAGUAUACCCUUGCCACAGAAAUCACCUGCACAGUCUCCAGAGAAACAGGUGUCCUCAAUUCCUGUUAUAUCAGCUAGGACAAAAGACCUGCUUGGUACGCCAUUGUUGCUAGACGGAGUGGAAUCAGAGUCUGAUGAUGAGUAUUUUGAUGCUGAGGAUGGAGGAGACACACAGACUAGUAUAAGUAUGAAAGGGUCAGAGCUGAAAAAAGUUGCCGAGGCCCCAAAUGAGGAGCUCAUUAAUCUUCUACUAAAGUUUGAAAUUAAAGAGGUGAUUUUGGAAUUUACCAAACAACAGAAAGAAGAAGAUACAAUUCUAGUGUUUAAUGUUACUCAGUUAGGAACAGAGGCUACAAUGAGAACGUUUGAUUUAACUGCGGUAUCUUAUUUAAAGAAAAUCAGUUUGGAUUACCAUGAAAUUCAAGGAUCCAAAAAGAAGCCCCUUCACUUGAUUAGCUCUUCUGACAAACCUGGAUUAGAUCUUUUAAAAGUGGAGUACAUUAAGGCUGAUAAGAAUGGACCUAGUUUUCAAACUACUUUUGAAAAAACUGAACAGACACUUAAGGUGGCUUUUUCAUCUUUAAAUCUGUUGCUGCAUACACAAGCCCUUCUCUCUUCUAUUAAUUAUCUGACAACCAUUAUUCCAUCAGAUGGCCAAAACUUGGUGGGUGAUACCAAGGAAGCACAAGUUUCUACUGGAAAGCAACCAAAAAAUUCAGCUCUACAGAAAGUGAUUGCAUCCUCUAAAGACAGUGACAUUAUUCACUUCAGGCUGUUUGCCAAGUUGAAUGCUUUCUCUGUCAUUGUCUGUGAUGAGAAGAACAAUAUUGCUGAAAUCAAGAUUCAAGGACUGGAUUCUUCCCUUUUUCUUCAGUCAAGGAAACAGUCACUGUUUGCCAGACUGGAAAAUAUUAUUGUCACAGAUGUUGAUCCUAAGACAAUUCAUAAAAAAGCCGUGUCAAUAAUGGGAAAUGAAGUUUUUAAUUUUAACUUGGAUUUGUAUCCAGAUGCUACCGAAGGGGAUUCCUAUACUGACAUGUCCAAAGUAGAUGGUGUGGUAUCAUUGAACGUUGGCUGUAUUCAGAUUGUUUAUCUCCAUAAAUUCCUCAUGUCACUUCUGAACUUUCUGAACAAUUUCCGGACAGCCAAAGAGGCUCUGAGUGCUGCCACUGCCCAGGCUGCAGAAAAGGCUGCCACAAGUGUGAAAGAUCUCGCCCAGCGGAGCUUUCGUGUCUCUGUCAAUAUUGAUUUGAAAGCACCGGUUAUAGUCAUCCCACAGUCUUCCAUGUCCACCAAUGCAGUGGUGGUAGAUCUUGGCUUAAUCAGAGUUCAGAAUCAGUUCAGUCUGGUACCUGGUGAAGACUACUCACACCCUCCAGUAAUUGAUAAAAUGGAUGUGCAGCUAACAAAGCUUAAGCUCUCUAGGACGGUGAUCCAGUCAGGCACCUCCCAUCCUGAUAUUCAACUGUUGCACCCAAUUAACUUGGAGUUUUCUGUAAAUCGCAAUCUGGCCGCAUCUUGGUACCACAAGGUGCCUGUUGUGGAAAUUAAAGGGCAUCUUGAAUCCAUGAAUGUUAAUCUAAAUCAAGAAGAUCUUAAUCUUUUGUUUAGAAUACUAGCAGAAAAUCUUGGUGAAGCUACUGAAGACCUGGAUAAAGUGAAACCGAGAAUACAGGAGCCGGGUGAAAUUAAAGAGCCGCUUGAAAUCUCUACCUUAAAACAAGAUGUGCCUGUUUCACAAGAUGCUUUAACAGCUGAAGUGGAAGAAAUUAGAUCUGUAGACAUCAUUAAUAUGCUGCUGAAAUUUGAGAUCAAAGAGGUUGUGAUUACUUUGAUGGAAAAAGCAGAAAAGAAAGGAAGGCCUUUACAUGAACUAAGUGUCCUACAGCUUGGAAUGGAAGCUAGAGUUAAAGCCUACGACCUGACUGCUGAAGCUUAUCUGAAAAAAAUUAGUAUGCGAUGCUUUGAGUUCUCAGACUCUAAAGGAGGACCUCUCCACAUUAUUAACUCUUCUAAUGUAACAGAUGAAACCCUUCUGAAAAUGUUACUGACAAAGGCAGACAGUGAUGGACCAGAAUUUAAAACUGUGCAUGACAAUACGAAGCAAAGACUGAAGGUUUCAUUUUCAUCCUUAGACUUAGUUCUUCAUUUGGAAGCUUUACUGUCCUUCAUGGAUUUUCUGUCGUCUGCUGUUCCAUCCUCUGAACCUUCUAAGAAGGAACUGGAGCUGAAACCACUUGUCGGGGAGUCCAGAAGUAUCAUUGCCAAAACUGUAUCCAGCAGUACUUCUCAAGACGAUGUGUUUGAUAUAAAGAUCAUAGCUGAAUUAAAUGCAUUUAAUAUCUUUGUCUGUGAUCAGAAGUGUAACAUUGCAGAUAUUCGAAUACAUGGAAUGGAUGCUUCUGUUUCUGUGAGGCCAAAGCAGACCGACGUAUUUGCCAGACUUAAGGAUAUCGUAGUUACGAACGUUGAUUUGCUGUCCAUUCACAAAAAGGCUGUCUCUAUUUUGGAAGAUGAAGUCUUUAGAUUCCAAAUGACUCUUUAUCCAGAUGCUACAGAAGGAAAGGCCUAUGCUGAUAUGUCUAAAGUAGAUGGCAAACUUAGUCUCAAAGUGGGCUGUAUUCAAGUUGUUUAUGUUCAUAAAUUCUUCAUGUCUCUUUUGAACUUCCUUAACAAUUUUCAAACUGCCAAAGAGGCUUUGAGCACAGCUACAGUCCAAGCUGCAGAAAGAGCUGCUUCCAGCAUGAAAGACUUGGCUGAAAAGAGUUUCCGCCUUCUGAUGGAUGUCAAUUUGAAAGCACCAGUUAUCAUCAUUCCUCAGUCUUCUGUAUCACCUAAUGCUGUUAUAGCAGAUCUGGGUUUAAUCAGAGUUGAAAACAAAUUUAACGUGGUUGCUGUGGAACACUGUCCUCUUCCCCCAGUCAUUGACACAAUGAGCAUCCAGCUCACUCAGCUGAAGCUGUCCAGAACGAUUUUGCAGUCUGGCUUACCACAACAUGACAUUGAAAUUUUAAAACCAGUCAACAUGCUUUUGUCCAUACAGCGAAAUUUAGCAGCAACAUGGUACGUGCAAAUUCCAGGGAUGGAGAUAAAAGGAAAACUAAAACCUAUGCAGGUUGCUCUCAGUAGAGAUGAUUUAACAGUUUUAAUGAAAAUUUUGCUAGAGAAUCUUGGAGAAGCUUCUUCCCAGCCAAGCCCUACACAGCCUACCCAGGAGGCUGUAAAAGUAAGAAAAGAUGUUUCCAGUGGACUUGACCACCUCAAAGAACAAGAUUUGCCAGACUCAAAGCUUUCUUUGGAUCAGGAUGUCACUCUCCAGUUUGACUUUCACUUUGAAUCUCUUUCCAUUGUCCUUUAUAACAAUGAUAUCACCCAGGAGUCCAAACUUUCAUUUCAUAAUGACAGUUUCCAGCUUGGCGAACUCAGGCUGCACCUUAUGGCCUCUGGAGGGAAGAUGUUUAAGGAUGGCUCAAUGAAUGUCAACCUUAAGCUUAAGACAUGCACCCUUGAUGAUCUCAGGGAAGGAAUUGAGAGAGCAACAUCAAGAAUGAUUGAUAAGAAGAAUGGCCAAGAUAACAGCUCUAUGAUUGACAUAAAUUACAAACAAGGGAAAAAUGGAAGUCAUAUUGAUGCUGUUCUUGACAAGCUGUAUGUCUGUGCCAGUGUGGAGUUUCUGAUGACUGUGGCAGAUUUCUUUAUCAAAGCUGUACCUCAGAGUCCAGAAAAUCUGGCCAAAGAAUCACAGAUUCCAGUACGACAGACUGCCAUGCCAAAAAUCAAGAUGGAGAAAGAUGACUCUGUAAGACCAAAUAUGACUUUAAAGGCCAAGAUCACAGAUCCAGAAGUGGUAUUUGUUGCCAGUCUGACAAAGGCUGACGCUCCUGCUCUGACAGCCUCCUUCCAGUGUAACCUCUCUCUGUCAGCAUCCCAACUCGAACAGAAGAUGGAAGCCUCUGUGAGAGACCUUAAAGUACUUGCUUGCCCUUUUCUCAGAGAAAAGAGAGGAAAGAACAUUACCACAAUCUUACAGCCCUGUUCUUUAUUUAUGAAAAAAUGUGCAUGGACUUCAGGAAAAGAAAAUAUAGAUAUUAAUGUUGAAGAAGUUAUAAUUAAGAUUUCACCCAUAAUUCUUAAUACUGUGAUGACAAUAAUGGCUGCUAUGUCUCCAAAGGCAAAAGAAGAUGAAUCCAAAGAUGUGUCUAAGGAAACAGAAAAUCUCUGGGGCAUCAAAUCCAUUAGUGAUUAUAACUCUUGGUUUCUUGGUGUUGACAUGGCAACAGAAAUAACAGAGAAUUUCAGAGACAUUGAAACUCCAUCGAUAGAGGAAAAUUGUGCUGUUGUUGUGAAGUCAGUUCAAGUUACCUUAGAAUGUGGCCUUGGGCAUCGAACUGUACCUUUAUUAUUGGCGGAGUCUAAGUUUUCAGGAACUAUUAAGAAUUGGACUUCCCUGAUGGCUGCUGCUGCUGACAUGACACUAGAGGUAAAGAACAAUCCAGUCCAGGAUAAAAGUUUGAUGCCAGGAGAUGAUUUUAUUGUAAUUCCUGAGCCACAAACAGAAGUUGGUAUUUCUUCAGGAGACACAAUGAAUAUAACAGUAUCCAAAAGUUCUCUUACUGUUUUCAACAAUUUAGCAAAGGGUUUUUCACAGGGCGCUGCUUCUACUUUUGACUACUCUUUAAAAGACAGGGCGCCUUUUACAGUAACAAAUUCUGUAGGUGUUCCCAUUAAGGUACAGCCCCAUCAUAAUCUCAGAGUGAUGGGCUCCCCUGAGAAAAGUGGUGUUUGUGAUCUUGAUGCUGGUCAGAGUUUGGAACUGGAGUAUGCCAGCAUGGAACCUUCACAUCAAGGGAAACUGUCCAUACUGAGCCGUCAAGAAAGCUCCCUCUUCACUCUGACCUUUGUUUUUAUCCAACAGAUUAAAAACCAUUUCUCUAUUUCAUUCAUCAUCUAUAAGUAUGUUAAGAAUGUCAAGCUGUUGGAGCGCAUUGGAGUAGCCAGGCCUGAAGAGGAGUUCCACGUCCCUUUAGAUUCAUAUAGAUGUCAGUUGUUUAUUCAGCCAGCUGGUAUCUUGGAGAAUCAGUACAAAGAAUCCACCACCUACAUUUCCUGGAAGGAAGAACUUCAUAGGAGCAAGGAAGUCAGAUGUGUGCUGCAGUGUCCAUCAACAGAAGUCAACUUUUUACCUCUCAUAGUCAAUACAGUUGCUCUGCCUGAUGAAUUAAGCUAUAUUUGCACACAUGGGGAGGACUGGGAUCCAGCUUACAUCAUUCAUCUUUAUCCCACUGUUACUUUGUGGAAUUUUCUCCCAUACGCUCUAACAUAUUUACUUGAGGGAACAGCAGAAACCCAUGAGCUAGCAGAAGGCAGUGCUGCCGAUGUUCUGCAUUCAAGAAUCAGUGGGGAAAUAAUGGAACUGUUUCUGGUGAAAUAUCAGGGCAAAAACUGGCGUGGAUGUUUCCGCAUACAUGAUACACUUCCUGAAUUCUUUCUUGUGUGUUUUUCUUCUGAUUCCGCUGAAGCGCUGACCGUCGACCUGUCAGUGCAUGUCAAGCGCGUUGGCAGCCAGAUGGAGCUGUCCGUCUUUAGUCCUUACUGGCUCAUCAACAAGACUUCUCGGGUGCUCCAGUACCGUUCAGAAGAUAUUCAUGUCAAACAUCCAGCUGAUUUUAGGGAUAUUAUUUUAUUCUCCUUCAAGAAGAAGAACAUUUUUAGUAAAAAUAAGGUGUGUUUUUGUCGAUGCAACAAAUUACUUAUUUAUUAUUUACCUAAUGCCAUACUUACCUGUUUGCUAGGUGCCAUUGGGGGUCGCAGGAAGAAAUGGUACUGCUGCCAAGACAGGUUUGACUCUUUGCCUGGGCAGAUCCUACUGAAUGGGGGUAUCUUGGUGGAUGUAGAUAUUGCUCAGCAUUCAACUGUCAUAAGCUUUUCUGAUUACCAUGAGGGAUGUGCACCUGCCCUAAUAAUAAACCACACACCAUGGGACGUCCUCACAUACAAACAGAGGGGGUCGCAGGAAGAAAUGGUACUGCUGCCAAGACAGGUUCGACUCUUUGCCUGGGCAGAUCCUACUGGUACCAGAAAACUUACAUGGACUUACGCAGCAAAUACUGGGGAACAUGAUCUGUUAAAGGUAUCAUUUGAUUGGAAGCCUUUUAGUCAAAAGCAGAUAAUUUUAUUGGAAAAGUCCUAUCAGAAAUACCAAGAAUCAAGAGACCAUGGCUGGAUUAAACUAGAUGAUAAUUUUGAGGUGAAUUUUGGUAAAGACCCAAUGGAAAUGCGCCUCCCUGCUCGGUGCCCUAUAAAAAGAGAUUUUUUAUCAGGAAUUCAGGUGGAAUUUAAGCAAUCUCCUCACCAAAGAAGUUUAAGGGCCAGGCUGUAUUGGCUUCAGGUAACACUGUCGUCCUGUUCGAUAGGUAGAUCUGAUCACUUUGGGAAUCUUGGGUAUGAAUUUUUUUUAACAAGUUUUUAUCAUGGAAAACGCCUAGAGAAUGGCAGCAUGGGGAGGACAGUCACCUGCUUUACUUACACGUUUGGGUUACCUGCCCCCUGUGUGCUCUGGCGCUGUUGCAUUAAUGAUGAUGCAGCACAAAGUGGAAGCACAUCAUUUUUCUUUCAGUUGCACUUGAGUCUGUCUUUGGGCUCUGGUGGUGGAGAGUCAGACAAAGAAAAACAGGAAAUCAUUCCAAUUUAUUCUGUCAAUCUGCUGUUGAAAAGUAUCGGUGCUACUCUGACUGACGUGGACGACCUCAUAUUCAAACUUGCUUAUUAUGAAAUUCGCUGUCAGUUUUACAACAGAGAUCAGCUGAUGUGGAGCGUUGUUAGACAUUACAGCGAACAGGGUGCUGUUCAAGGCCCUGAAGAAUUUGCUGAGGGAUUAGUAAUUGGAGUAAGAAGUCUCUUUGGACAUACAGUAGGUGGUGCAGCAGGAGUUGUAUCUCGAAUCACCGGUUCUGUUGGAAAAGGUUUGGCAGCAAUUACAAUGGAUAAAGAAUAUCAGCAAAAAAGAAGAGAAGAGAUGGGUCGACAACCUAAAGAUUUUGGCGACAGCCUGGCCAGAGGGGGAAAGGGCUUCCUGCGUGGAGUUGUUGGUGGAGUGACUGGAAUAAUAACAAAACCUGUGGAAGACUUCGAAGGUGGAGAGCUUCUCAUGUGUUUUCUUACGUGUGCUUAUUCUGCCGCCUUACACAGGGUGGCAGAAUCAACCGAGGAAGUGUCCAGGCUCCGUUCUCCCCGCCUGAUCCACGGAGGCAUCAUUCGUCCUUACAACAGGCAGGAAUCUGAGGGCUAUGAUUUAUUUGAGCAAGAACUGGAAAUACAAGAGUAAAUGUUUCCUAUACUGCUACUUGAUUUCAUCCUUAAAAGUCAGAACAAACUGUGGUACUAAUUGACUGUCCAGGUUUAUUUAGAAUGAGAGUCCAUUUUAGCGAAGUUUUCUUUACAUCUCUCACGCCUGUCUGAACUUUUUUUUGGUAGUGGCUUCACUACAGAUAAAAAAUGGUAGUAUUCCUGGUGAUACUGUGCAGGAAUAAGAGAUAAAUAAAAAAAAAGAAAGGAUGCAGGAAAUGAGCUCUUUCCCAUUUAAUUGGUGGGACACUUUAUGUCCUCACAAGUGGACACUUACUAUCAUUUUGAAAAUUUCAUCUUUUCUUAUGGUAUUCACGUGCAUUUCCAGUAAAGUUGGAAAAAAAGAA